GAUGGAGGGCCCGUCGGUGAGGCCUCGGCGGCCCUGACGGUGCGGCUUCGCGUCCGCGGAGAAGCCGGGAGAGGCCUCUGGGGCGCCGGUCGGGGCGGCGAUGGCCUUCACCUUGUACGCGUUGCUUCAGGCCGCGCUGCUGUUCGUCAACGCCAUCGCGGUGCUGCACGAGGAGCGCUUCCUCCGCAGGAUUGGCUGGGGAACAGACCAAGGAAUUGGAGGCUUUGGAGAAGAUCCGGGAGUUAAAGGACAAUUAAUGAACCUUAUUCGAUCUGUACGGACAGUUAUGAGAGUGCCAUUAAUUGGACUUAACACUGUCACAAUUGUGUUGCUUUUGUUAUUUGGUUGAAGAAGAUGACUCCUGGCAAAACUGCCUGUGUGGUGUAUCUAGAACAAACGGACUGCCGACCAAUUUGCUCACGGGGAUCCAAGCUGACUGAGUGUCAGAACUACGCCAUUGCCUCAAUAAAGAACAAUUUCUAUUUAUUGUAUUUGUUAAUACUCAGCUCUGUUUCAUUACACCAGAAAACUGAAUCAAUAUAAAAGUGCUGUACAAAUUUAGACAUGUGGAACAGAUUUUUCAUUUAGUAGCAUCAAAUAUUUGUUACCUGUUAUAGCCUAUUGUAAUAAUUACUUGAAGGCGCUUUUCCUUAAAUUCCUGUUGCUCAGGUUUCUGUUUCCUAACAGUACAAAAUUGAAGGUUUGUGUAAAUUUGGAUUCUGUUUCACUUACAGUCAACAUACCAAUAAAUAGAUGAAUGAUGUAGCUCUCAUAAUUUUAAGGUAGGGUCCUACUUGGCCCAGUACCUUUGUUAAUAUCACAGAAAUGGAAGUUUGAGCUGUUGGUGUAAAUGAGCCUUUUAAAAAUGCACGGUGAUGUUUUGGCAUUUUUAAGUUAGGUGCUUUGAAAACUGGUUUAUGCAUUGUGACUUCAGUUUAGCAAGAUUUAGAAUAAUUAGGCCUUAGGAUGAAGACAAUACUCCAGAAACUUUGUUGAAAAAGUAGACAUCUCAUUACAGUGUUUUACAGUAUUAAGUUCCUUUGAUUUGUAAGUGUAAAAUAAUGUAUAAAUAACGGUUUAUAUAAAAUGAACUGUGAGUACUGUA
Molecule: messenger RNA, 1105 nt
Organism: Pogona vitticeps (central bearded dragon)
Lineage: Eukaryota; Metazoa; Chordata; Lepidosauria; Squamata; Agamidae
Gene: IER3IP1
Product: immediate early response 3 interacting protein 1
Biological process (GO): endoplasmic reticulum to Golgi vesicle-mediated transport
Cellular component (GO): Golgi membrane; COPII-coated ER to Golgi transport vesicle; endoplasmic reticulum membrane
Source: RefSeq, a predicted model, not a curated record